GCCAAGACACAGUGUAGACUACUUUUUGACAAGGGAAUUUUCACUGUGUAUGGCAGUUGUAUUUGGCUCUGGCACAAGACUUUAUGUGACAGGUAAGAGAUCCAUUCUUCUGAUUUUCGGCAGGUAAACAAAGCAGUAGUCCUUAAUAAUUCAUAUAUUUGUCUAAUCACUUUCCAAAAUAAUUGAGAAAACAUCCUGCAGUAUUGCUCUGGAAAUUUGCAUUAUUCAUUGUAUUAUUCAUUAUGACUUUAAAAGUUUGUUAUUAGCAUGUACAAUUGAUCAUUCUGAUUUUCAAGGAAGCCAUAUGCACAAUUUGCAAUAUAUUGCAUGUCCUUAGUCUUAGAGAUAUACACCCUCAGUUAUUUGUGAUAUACAUUUAAAGUAAUUUGUUGAACUGUUUACUGAGCUAAGAAUCUUUUGAUUUAAAUGACAUUGAAAGUUAUGAUUUACAUUAUGUUGAAAUAAGACAUUCCAUAAAGGACAGUUGUUAUGGGUAAAAAAAAUGGUACAUGUAGUUCAUUUAUGUAUGUAAUUAAAGCUGGAUAUGAAACAAAUGGUGUGGGACAUCACGAUUCAUCUUGACAACAGACUAUAUCUGAAGUCUGAAAACUUGUGUGUGAUGUCCCUUUAAAGAAGACUGUAAAUGUUAUUGUUUCUCUUGAGAAUCAGACAACAAUCACGUACUUGAACCCAAAGUGACGGUCUACCCAGCGUCCAACCCUGAUUCGAAUGGGAAGACCACCCUGCUAUGUCUGGCUAGAAACAUGUUUCCAGACUUGGUCAAGAUUUCAUGGAAGAUGGAGGAUGCAAACGGCCGAACAGUGGAGGUGCCCAAAGCAGAGAGGGAAGUGCUGGAGCAGAGGGAGGAAGGACAGACGACCAGUAUGAUCAUCAUUGAUAAAGAGAAGACGUACAGGAACAAAUACAUCUGUUCUGUGGAGCAUGAAGGGGGCCCCAAAGAUGUUGAGAUACCAAAAGGUAAAGCCAGUCAUCUAAAAAGUUUUUCAGUAGUAUGUAGGCCUAUUCUUUUUUUCAUACAUCAUUACUAAUUUAAUAUGUAUGUAAUAUAUUUAUAUGAGUAGGUUAUCAUGUAUUCAACCUUGUAAAAAGGACAUAGGCCUAUUACCUUUUCCAAGAAAAAAACAAAGUCCAUAACAAUUGGACUCACACUUGGUAAUUGCGUAGGAAUGCUGUGUAUUUCCCGAGUGUAUUUCCAGCCAUCUCCCGAGUGGCGCAGUGGUCUAAGGCACUGCAUCGCAGCGCUAGCUGUGCCACUAGAGAUCCUGGUUUGAAUCCAGGCUCUGUCGUAGCCGGCUGCGACCGGGAGACCCAUGGGGCGGCGCACAAUUGGCCCAGCGUUGUCCAGGGUAGGGGAGGGAAUGGCUGGCAGGGAUGUAGCUCAGUUGGUAGAGCAUGUCGUUUGCAAUGCCAGGGUUGUGGGUUCGAUUCCCACGGGGGGUCAGUAUGAAAAAAUAAAUAAUGUAUGCACUAACUGUAAGUCGCUCUGGAUAAGAGCGUCUGCUAAAAUGUAUUUAGUCUCCCAAGUUUAAACAAAACAGCCUUUUUUUGCUUAACAAUUAAUACCGACAGAAGCCUACAUAAUGCUCUGAGAAAAUAUUAUUAAUAUAAUCUUUUUCCAUCUCAUUCUCAGAUAAACCAACUGAAGCUCCUCCAACCACCAUGGCUGCACCAACCUGUCUGUUCAGAAAUGACACGCAGGAGCCACUGACUCUGCAUCUUACCGACGGUAGAAUUGAUGUGUAUUUCAUGCAGGGUUGGGGUCAAUUCAAAAACAGAAAAAGGAAAUGAAAAUAUAAGUGGUUGGAUAAAUGAACAAAUUUAGACAGGUAUUAAAUCCGAUUGGGCUUUGUCACCAUUGCACCUUUUGGAGAACACAUUCACGGUAAAACGCUGCUUAUGUCUGCUCAAUUGGAAAUUACCUUUAAGGGCGCUUUCACAUACAGUGCAUUCGGAAAGUAUUCAGACCCCUUGACUUUUUCCACAUUUUGUUACGUUACAGCAUAAUUCUAAAACUCAUUAAAUUAACCCCCCCCCCCCCCCCAUCAAUCCACACAUAAUACCCAUAAUGACGAAGCGAAAACAGUUUUUUAAAUUUUUUUGCAGAUGUAUUAAAAAUAUAAACCUGAAAUACCUUAUGUACAUACACCACCAGUAUAAAGCAUGUGUGAAACGCAAAACUAACCCGGGCUGAAAGGCAGUAGCGGUGCGUGGGUACAAUCACUGGGGAAGCCCCCCCCCACCCCCCAAACAAAUUCCAUAUUACAACCUAUGUGUUGUGAUAAUUGCGUUGUUUGCUCUGUAACCUGUUAAUUCAUAUGCUUUGCGGCCGUGAUAUAUAGGCCUAAAGGCCGAGACAAUAAGAUGACACAGUGGCAGAAUAAAUUCAACCACAUCUUUGUUUAAUCACAAAACCGGAAUGUAACCUCUGUCCAGUGAAGUCCACAAAGCAUAUUGCAUGUAUAGUAACAGACAGUUAUAUGACCUACAGCAUGGUCAAGCAAGUUAAUGUUUCCGAAAUCUUCGGACCACUAAACAACUAUUGAUUUAGAACCACAGAGAGUUACCGCAAGUCGCAAAGAAAACAGGAUCUGCCUCCACUAUUCCAGCACCAUUUCAACUUCAACAUUUUCAACAUCAUCAAAUCACCUCUGCUUAGUCUAAUACAGUGACAACUAAAAGAUACCGAAAACAAUUUAGUCCAAUCAACGUAAGCUAAAUAUGAUGUGGCUGUCUAUGGUUCUGUUUUCUACUGCGCGUUCGUGCAAGUAGAAAAAUAUGUUGGAUCACCCUACUUGUAGAGAAACGCCAAUGCCAUCCUCCUCUCUUUCAUGUUGAGAAAUGGUCUAUCACUCUGUCAUACAGUGCAUGCUUUUAUUUUUUGUUGUCCUAGGCCACCUGCUAAAAUGCUUGCUCGCUAGCCUAACUUUAAUUCAUGGGCAACGUUAGCUAGUUAACAUUAGCCUUCUACAUCUAGCUACAUAUUGACCUUCCGUCCUCUCAGGCUAGAGGCACAACAAUGUCUGAAUUAAUGGUUGGAUCAGAAUCGCCGUUAUAAUCAUUGGCCAGUACAGAGAUCCAAAUCCCUAUCUCCAUCCAUGGCUAAUUUAGGAAAGGGCAACAACACAACAAGAUGCAACAAUUCAAGUUUUUCUGUCAUUGACAUAUGCUCUCAAUGGGAUUUGAUAGGAGUGUUGCAAAAUCCAAGCUGGCUUCCCUUGACACUUUUUUUUUGGUAUGCCAGGUCCAUUCACAGUUUAGCUCGCUCAGUUUAGCGCAAUGCUGAUUGGCUAAUUUUUUAUACUUUUUUUGUCAAGAGAGGCCAGAUGCUGCUGGCUUCCCUUGCCUUCAAUGCUACGGGCGGCAACAAUGUCAGACUCGUUUGGACCAGACAGCAUCAAAUAGAUGGCCUACACGUAGAGAGACAGAGGGGCGCUGUUUCGAUCGGAUGCUUUCUCAUGUGAGAUACAUUCAGCCUCUUGAGAAUUGAAAAUUAUGAAACAGAGGAAGAUGAAAAAUAAAUAAUUUGACUUCCCUUGGCCACCAUGAAUACAUGCCACUGCUGAAACGACUCCUGGACCUGCGUGAGUAGCGUGUCAAAGAACCAGUACCAGAGUACCAGGUAUUGUGAUGCUGCAGCGCGAGUCGCAUGGAACUUAUAAAAAAAAUGUGUAUUGCUUAAACGCCCUAAGUGGAGUAUUGCCAACAAAACGCGAUCGGAUAGAUAAUCUGUUCAUGGUUUUAGAUGCUACAAUUGCAGCACAUUUCCUGUGUUUGCCGAGAUGCCAUCCACGGUAAAUGUUGCAUAUGUCGACUUAAUAGGAAAAUGUAUUUAAAAACCACAAUGCCUGUAACCAGCAAUCAGAUUAAAUCAUUACUCUUUUCUCUUCCCCAGAUUCCUUCCAGUCAACGUUUAGUCUGAACCUGGCCUCUGUGGUUUACACAGUGAUGAUAAUGAAGAGCAUGGUGUACUGCUGUGGGAUCUCUGUCCUGCUGCACCACAGGAGCGUGAGAAGAGGACCCAGCACCUGUAGACACAUUCAUUGAAAGGAUACCCCCAUCCCCCACCCCAGUAUGGAUAGAGUUAUAGAUAGAGUUGUAGUGGGCUGGGAAUAACAUGGAUUUUACAUCCCAUUGAGGUCUAACAUUUCAUUUGUAUUGCUUUUAUUUUUCCUGCUUUAUUUUUUAGAUGCUACAAUAUUGUGAGCCAUAGAUUUCCAUGUCUUCCAAUAGCUUCAACUGCCAAAUAUGACAUUAAUUGCAUCACGUUAAAUUUUGUAUAUGGUGUAUUGUUUCCCUCCUUAUGUGGUAGCUAUCCACUGCAGACACAUGAAUAAAGGUUACGUUUUCUGAUAAAUAAGCAGAGCAAAUCUUGAAGGUAGAUAAAUUAUUAUUUUAAUUUAGACUUGGUUAUUAAAGUUGCACUGCAAUAUGUCAUUUUGGUAGGCCUAAAUUAUUUUCAAAAAACA
Coregonus sp. 'balchen' is the source of this 4487-nucleotide messenger RNA. Lineage: Eukaryota; Metazoa; Chordata; Actinopteri; Salmoniformes; Salmonidae. The record is from the annotation of a GenBank genome assembly.